This is a messenger RNA of Didymella exigua CBS 183.55, 3243 nucleotides long. Its product is annotated as rap guanine nucleotide exchange factor 4. Lineage: Eukaryota; Fungi; Ascomycota; Dothideomycetes; Pleosporales; Didymellaceae. Gene Ontology annotation, biological process: Ras protein signal transduction; positive regulation of GTPase activity. Gene Ontology annotation, molecular function: guanyl-nucleotide exchange factor activity. Gene Ontology annotation, cellular component: plasma membrane. Bases 293 to 2992 code for a protein of 899 amino acids. The record is from RefSeq and is a predicted model, not a curated record. The transcript has 3 exons.
GACAAGACGGCAACAACACCGCUGCUCUCCACGCGCGACACACGUCGACACCCUCCCCGCCCCUGCUGCCACGCUCGCUCCGCGCGCUCCCCGCCCCUGAGACGCGCCGCGCACCGCCCAAUGUCUGGCAGCCGAGCGCCUGCCACGCUGCUUGGGGGGCCGUCACUCGCCGUCGCACACGCUGAAGCCUGAGGCCUGAAGUCUGGGUCUGAAGUCUGAAGUCUGAGGUCUGAAGUCUGAGGUCUGAGGUCUGACGUCUGAAGUCUGACGUCUGACGUCUGACGUCUGAGCCAUGGCCAGCCGCGCAGAGAAGGCACGCAGCGCGCAGUCGAUGCAGCUGGCGCGUCCGGGGCUCAAGUCGCGUGCGCACUCGGCGCCCCUGUGGCCCGCCGACGACACAACCGACACAACCGAAGACACAGCCGACGAGACGCCCGGCGACGGCGACGAGAUCGCCAACGACAGCUUCUUCCAGCGCUAUCACUUCCCCCCGGCCGUCGCCGGUGCCGCCGAAGAGCCCGCCGAGAGCGACACGUCCGACACCGAGGGCCCGCUGAGCCCCACGCGCCGCCAGCAGCGCGCGGGCGGCGACGGCGACGGCGACGGCGCGGGCUCGGCCAGCAGCGACGACGCGCCUGUGCUGUCGGACCUCACAUUUGCGGUGCUGGGCGCGCGCGGCGCAGGAAAGUCGACCUUUAUCCGCCGCGCGCUGGACCUGCCCGACGCGACGGCCGCCGCACAGUGCAGCCGUCGCUGGACGAUUGACGGCACGCCGUACCUGGUGCGCUUCCUCGAAAUGUCCACCAACGACGUGCGCAUCGGCGACCGCCACCGCGUCCAGUGGCCCGACACGACGCACGACAUGGCCACCCCCCGCAUCGACGGCGCCAUCACUCUGUACGACGUCACCAGCCAGGGCAGCCUGGCUCGCGUGCCGGAGCUCCUGGGCAGCUUCGCCAAGUCACGUCUGCCGUUCGUCCUCGUCGCCUGCAAGUGCGACCAGCACCCGGCCCACCGCGAAGUCGACCCCGCCGUGGUGGAGCAAAAGGCCAAGUCGUUUCUCGGUGACGUCAGCGUCUUCAGCACCUCCGAGUCGGCGCCCGAGACGCACCGCUCGUGUCUGUCCGUGGUCAUCCGCGCGGCCAUCUCGGACCGCCGUCCCCGCUCGCAGGCGUCGUCCCGGCGGCGGGCCAACUCGUCGGCCGUUCUGUCGAUGACGCAAAAGGACGCCUGGCCCAAGAAGCACGAGCGCGCGAGCUCCGAAAUGUCCUCGCACUACUCGCGCAAGGGAUCGCUGGCCGGACGCAGCCACCGCUACAAGCCGAGCGAUGUCGACAAGACCUUCUUCCACGACGAGUCCCCCGGCUACGACUCGGAAGACUCGGGCGACGGCUCGGACACGGCGCGCAGCAUCAUGACGAUGCAGCCGUCCGACGAGAACGGAUACACGUUUGACCAGCUCGUCGACCGCCUGCUGGCGCAGCCCAUGUCCAAGAACGACACCAGGUUCGUCGCGGUGUUUCUUGCCCUGUAUCGGCGGUUCAGCACGCCGAGCCAGCUGCUCGAAGCAAUCCUGAAGCGCUUCGAGGGCCUGGUCAAGAACCAGGACCUGCCCAUGAUCCGCGUGAUUGCGCAGCUGCGAUACCUGGCCGUGCUGCAUCAAUGGGUGGCCUACUAUCCCGGCGACUUUGCCCACCCCACGACCCGCAAGCUCGUGCGCAAGUUUGCAUCGACACUGUCGUCGAAUCGCGAGUUUUCGGUCGCGGCCAUGGAGAUCAUGUGCGAUCUGGACAUGGUCGCCGAAGACGACGACACGGACUGGGCGUGCAGCGACCGUCAGCGGGCUCAGAACGACCAGCUGCCGGCUUUCUACAAGACCGCACUAGACGAAGACGACGAAGACGACGCGUUCACGACGGCCCUGGGACACAUGUCGGUGGGCUCAGACAGACUGUCGGUCGCCCGCAGCAGCAUGACCGGCGGGUCAAAGUCCACGAGCGGCUCCCUGGGCUCCUCGUUGACGCUCGUCACCCACGUCGAGCGAAACGAAAGACUGGCCCGCCAACUGGAGCCGAACCCCCUCAGACCGCUCUCCAAGAGCCAAUGGCACCAGCUCAUGGCCUGCGACGACAGCGUCAUUGCCAAAGAACUGACCCGCAUGGAUUGGAUCAUGUUCUCGUCGGUGCGCCCCCGCGAUCUCGUCCGCCACGUCUCCCUCUCGGCCGAGGCGAAGAAGCAAUGCAGGCAGCUUGAGAAUGUGACGCGCAUGGCUGCGCAUUUCAACCACAUUGCGUUUGUCGUCGGGAACUACAUCCUCCUCCGCGACAAGCCCAAGCACCGUGCGCUCAUGCUCGAAAAAUGGAUGCGCGUCGCGCGGCAGGUGCGCAAGCUGAACAACUACAACUCCCUCGGCGCCGUCAUCGCAGGCGUCAAGAGCACCGCCGUGCACCGCCUGAUUGCCACGAGAGAUCUCGUCCCGCAGGCCGUCAACCACGACUUCCUCAAACUCGACAUCCUCAUGGGCACCCAGAAGAGCCACUUUGCGUACCGUCUGGCGUGGGAGAACAGCUCGGGCGAACGCAUACCCUACCUCCCCCUCUACCGCCGCGACCUCGUCUCCGCGUCAGAAGGCAGCGCGACCUUUGUCGGGACAAGGCCGACAGCGCCCAGCUUCAGCCCGCACCCGGGCACCAGCGUCUUUGCCGGCGCAACGGGCAGUCGCGACGGCAAAGAAGCGCCCCCCGGCGGCGUCGUGGGCAAAGAGCGCAUCAACUGGCGCAAGUUUGACAUCAUGGGCGAUGUCAUUGUGGGCAUACAGCGCGCGCAGGGGACGCCGUACCCGGCGUGGCAAAAGUGCGAGGAAGUCCGCAGUCUGAUCCUGGAUGUCAAGAUCUCAAAGGACGACGAUGAACUUUACGAGCGCAGCACGUAUCUGGAGGCCACGGGCGCAAACGAGAAGGGCCGCUUUGCGAAGUGGCUGGAGAAGCGGUAGCGACGCUUGCUGCGUGUGGCAUCACACGGCACACUUUACACCACGUUUGAUUUCAGACAUGGUCGAGGGGGGUGGUACGCCUGCUCCUCCUCGCUGCUUUGCAUGGCACGGCUUGUUUCUCGCAUUGGAUUUUACAUGAUACCACACAUGACCGUCGCUGGCGUUGCGGUGUUUCUCUUGUAUACAGAGUUUUUCUUGUCUACAGAGUUUUUCUUGUUUACAGAGUUUUUCUUGUCUACAGAGUUUUUCUU